Messenger RNA from Phycomyces blakesleeanus NRRL 1555(-), 1122 nucleotides. RefSeq lists its product as hypothetical. Gene Ontology annotation, molecular function: oxidoreductase activity. The transcript is spliced from 3 exons. Lineage: Eukaryota; Fungi; Mucoromycota; Mucoromycetes; Mucorales; Phycomycetaceae. The record is from RefSeq and is a predicted model, not a curated record. Bases 44 to 985 code for a protein of 313 amino acids.
UCUUCUUCUUCAAACACAAAUCCACGUAAACACAAUAACAAAAAUGACUCUUGGCUUUGAUGAUGAACUUCCCACCGAUGUCUACGAAUUCAAUGAGAUUCGCCAAAACUUGGUCUACCAGAAGUCGGGUAUUGCUUCUAUCCUCAAGCCUGCCCCAGUUGUCCAAAACUUGCCCUCUUUUGAUGCCGAGGGAAAGCCUUGCUUUAAGCCAUAUGUUGGAAGUGGAAAGCUUGAAGGAAAAUACGCGCUGAUUACUGGUGCUGACAGUGGUAUCGGUAGAUCUAUCGCCACCCUAUAUGCCCUCGAAGGUGUUGCAGGUAUCACUAUUGUCUACCGUGAUGAAGAAGAAGACGCAGAUGCCACGUACACCAAGAACACCAUCGAGGCUCAAUCCAAAUGUGUCAUCAAUCUUAUUGCACGCGAUGUUGGUUAUGAGAAAAACUGCCAGGAGAUUCUCGACUCCCAUUUGGCCGCUUUUGGCCGUAUUGAUAUUCUUGUUAACAAUGCCGCAGAGCAGCACAAGGUUGUUCGUGUUGAGGAUUUGGUAGCCAGUACUGUUGAGAGAACCUUCCGCACUAAUGUGUUUGGUCCUAUCUUUAUGACAAAGCUUGUGUGCAACCAUCUUGUUGCUGGUGGCGUUGUCCUUAACACUGCGUCUAUUGCUGCUUAUCGUGGAAUGGAUGUCUUGGUUGACUACUCUGCUACAAAGGGUGCUAUUGUCUCCUUCACCCGUGCACUCUCCCAGCAGCUUGCUCCCCGUCGCAUUCGUGUCAAUGCUGUUGCUCCCGGACCUGUCUGGACUCCUUUGAUUGCAAACACGUUUUCUCAGGAAGAGAUUAAAAACUUUGGUUCCUUCCCUCCUUUCAAGCGUCCUGCCCAGCCUGCUGAAAUUGCUGCUGCGUUUGUCUUCCUUGCUUCUGAUUCUGCUUCCUUUAUUACCGGUCAGGUUAUCCACCCCAAUGGUGGUACUGUCGUUAAUGCCUAAACACCAUAUCAUUUCUUUUCCUUUCUUUUUCGGGCUAGUGUUUAUACUUCCAUUGUACUUUAUAGGAACGUAUUGAAAAUUGCUUCAAAUGCUCUCAUAAAUUCUCCAAAAAUAAAUAAAUUCAUCGUGACAGUUCC